UAUCGCAGCAACUUCAACUUCGCAGUCGAUGUCACUGUGCGCUCGAGCGCAGCGCGAUCCAGGAGGGUCUAUGGAUCACCGCCCUCGUUAUUGGCUAGCCCGGGCUGUGCCUCGUCAUACCUUCAAGUUGGCUGAGUCCGCUGCCAGCGGUGGAGCUCUGGAGAGUCGGAGUCGCCCCACUGUUAUAACCUCCUCCCCUCUUGGCAGCGCACCCAAGAUUUCUCUACUGUUUAGCCAUGGUCUCUGAACGAGUUCACAACCUUACUCAUUCCGACAAGACCCUUACCUCUGCACUCGCCGCCAAUCCCAAGGAGUCGCCUGGUGAGCUCGGGAAGAAACUAUACGAGGAGCACCAUCAUGGCAUCCACAAUCCAAACGCGACCGGUGGCAUAUUUGCCACUGUGAAGAGCAUGCUGAAGACUGGAUCGACACCCGAGGAUGCCAAGGAAGCUACGGCGGAGGACGAGCCAUCCAAGGAGGAUCUAGAUAGGGCAGCAGAGUGCGGACAGUUCGGCACGAGGCCAAGUGACUUGUUCUUGAAGGUGUGUGGCGAAUCUCCUUUCCUUCGUCGGUUCGGAGAAUUGUCUGUGCCCGUUGGGUGGAUCGCCCGCCAAACCGCACGACGUACAUUGCAGCGGCUGUAGCAAUGUGUACGGGGUCGCGGGCACGAUCGAAAACGUCUGCAAGUCUAGUUUGCCAUGCUACGUUGCACGGUAUUCAGUCUCAUUGACUAUAUGCGCAUGGGCAAAUGCUUUGAACAGCUUCACCGUUUCGUCGCACGCACAUGUAUGCGGCUACGAAUUCACUUCGCUUCCACCAAUGUAUGAU
Molecule: messenger RNA, 828 nt
Organism: Fomitopsis serialis
Lineage: Eukaryota; Fungi; Basidiomycota; Agaricomycetes; Polyporales; Fomitopsidaceae
Exons: 1
Coding region: 237-644 (135 amino acids)
Source: RefSeq, a predicted model, not a curated record